Molecule: messenger RNA, 689 nt
Organism: Musa acuminata subsp. malaccensis (wild Malaysian banana)
Lineage: Eukaryota; Viridiplantae; Streptophyta; Magnoliopsida; Zingiberales; Musaceae
Source: RefSeq, a predicted model, not a curated record
UUGGAUUCGACUAAAAGGUCGAAGGGAUGACCUCCGGUCGCAUGCAUCUGCGAGCGGAACAACGUCCCACGGCAGACGAAGCAGACGCACGAUGCGGCUCGGCCCGUUGCGCCGCCCCCGCCAUCCUCUCGGGCUCUGGUAUGGGCCGCUCCCUCGGCAAGCACAUCGUCUCCGGCAAGCCCCACGAGGCGUUAGCGUGGCUAUGCGAAGGGCUGGGCUUCUUCGCGUCGCUCGGUUUGCACGCCGUCUUGAACGACAAAGCCUCCAAGAUACCUUUCGAAAAGGACCAUGUAUCCAAUCUUAAAUGCUGGCAUGCAGGGUGUUAAAUUUUCCAAGAGGGCAAGCUUUCUGAAGCGUGGGGAAAAAGAUUAACACAUGGGCCUGCUUCUCUGUUGUAAUUAAUGAAUUGCGAGGUCUCAAAUUUGCUGUGAGCUCAUGUUCUCUGAAGGAUGUGGAUAUAAAGAUAAACACACGGCCUGCUUCUCUGUUGUAAAUAAUGGAUAGCAAGUUUAGGUUGGAUUAGUAGCAUAUUUAGUGCUUCUUGAGACUGGUUCAUGCUUCAUAUAAUUCUAUUAUUGUUCAUCAGCAUGCCUGAGUGGCUGAGCAUUUCAUAGACCUGUUAUCUGUGCUAGAAUUUGAUUGGGACAUAUCAGCUCUUCUUGAUGUUAGAAACCUUCACUUCUCAAUCA